UGUCAAAUUGCUUUGAUGAAGUUUGGUCUUCUUUCAGUCAUUCGUGAUAUUUGAUAGAUUUUUAAUGCGUGUGAGAAUAUUGUGUAUUAAUUUAAUUAAGCUUUAUUUUCACUAUAUAAAUUUAUUUUCUUGACAUAUUGGAGCCUUUCGAAAAUGUUAAGACGUAAUAAAUUAUAAAAAUUUGUAUUUGUGUGAAUAGUGUUUAAGAAAACGAAAAAUGGAAAAUUGGUGUCGAUAGAUUUUCAAAUAAAAAAUAUAUCAAUAGUAACUGAGUAACAUUGUCUCCUCUCCAGUUCAUCUGCGGUACCAUAUAAAAAAUAUAUAAGCGGAUAUUUUUUUGAUUUGUUUCCACAAACCAUAAAACGCAGUGGUUCGAUUACCAAGAGGAUUGUGAUUAACAGUGAAAGUUUUUACCUGUUUAAAAAACGUAAUAUAAAACAAAGCUCGACUUUGACUGCGUAACAAAUGGAACUGAGUAACAUUGAGCGCUCCACAUAAAACACGGGCCUUUAAGUAUGGUGUGUCCAUUGCUAAAAUUACUACGCUUUCCUAGACAUAACAGUGACGACGAAUAGCAGCAUAUUUCUUCUACUCAUUUCUUUCUUGACUUUAAUUUAUUGUUACUGCCAUUUUAUAAUCCUCAGUGCUAAACGUAGCUAUUUUGUUAUUUGGAAGUCGAUUGUUGUUUGUGAGAGCAGGUCGCAAUUUAGCUCAAUUUACGUCAUUAUAUUGAGCGGAAAGUGAACGGAAUUGCGAACGAUCGCACCAUCGCCAACAGUUGGUCUACGCGCCACCGGUACCAUACCACUGCCGCUACAAUCGAUCGGCCAAAAACUUGUCGUUACGGUGUUACUAUUGUUGUAACUUUUUUUUUGUGAUAAAUGUAUUUUUUGUAUAUAUUUUGUAAUCAAUAUUUCUACUGAAUACGGGUAAAUAUUUGUUUUUACAUCCUCAAAAUAGUGUAAAAGUGAAGUGGAGAUACUGUAUAGAAACUACAGUUAAUAUAUUUAGUUCUAAAAGAAAGAUAUCGCAAAGCUGACAACAAAAUGGGUCUUUUAAUUUCAAAAUUAUGGAGCAUGUUUGGCAAUGAAGAGCACAAAUUAGUAAUGGUUGGCUUAGAUAAUGCUGGCAAAACCACAAUACUCUAUCAAUUCCUUAUGAAUGAAGUCGUACACACCAGCCCCACAAUCGGCUCCAACGUGGAGGAGGUGGUGUGGCGGAAUAUACACUUCCUGGUGUGGGAUUUGGGCGGACAACAGAGUUUGCGCGCCGCCUGGAGCACUUACUAUACAAACACAGAGUUUAUUAUUAUGGUCAUCGAUUCGACGGAUCGCGAACGCUUGGCUGUUACGCGCGAGGAACUGUAUCGCAUGCUGCAGCAUGAAGACCUGUGCAAAGCCAGUCUAUUAGUUUAUGCAAAUAAACAGGAUCUCAAGGGUGCUAUGUCAGCUGCGGAAAUUUCACGUCAAUUGGAUUUAACCUCGAUUAAGAAACAUCAAUGGCAUAUACAGGCGUGUUGCGCGCUAACUGGCGAGGGGCUUUAUCAGGGGCUCGAGUGGAUCGUUCAGCGCAUCAAAAAGAAAUGACAGACGUCAAAUAUGGACUGCGAUAGUAUAUAGCUAAUUAAAUAAUAUAAUUUUAUAUAUGUAUGUAUGUAAAGAAUCUUUAUGGUAACAAAAUGUAAUAAAAACAUUAAGAAAAAAUAGAAAAUAACGAAACAAAAAAAGAAACAAAAAAAACUAAAAUUAAACAUACAUUACAUUGAAGCGAAUAAGUUAAUAUUUUUUUUAAAAUAAGUUUAUAUAAAAAAGUGAAUAAAACCGUUUGUAUAUCAAAAAUAAAAUUUAUGUGAGCGCAGCCUGAUAUAUUUGUAGGUUGCAAGCAGACAGAGUUGCAUAAAGUUUAGCGGAAAGUCAUAACGAAAAACCCUUUAGCAGCGAGUGACUGCUCUGUAAGCGCUUAGUUUAGUUUAAGCAAUGUUGUUUCACAUUUAAGUUGCAAAAUAUAUACAUAACACUUAUUAAAAAUUUGCGCGUUAGUUUAAAUUUUCUAAAUUGCGCUCCUCAAAUUAUAGUUUAUAAUUACAUUUUUAAUGCUUAAAAUAAUUUUGGUAAUUUUAAAAUUUUCAUUUGGAUAUUGUUGCUAUUUUUAAUUGUUAACGAUUCACCAGCAAACACAUUAUAUUUAAUGAAUGAGUGAUUUAGUGCUAAAUACAAUGCGACAGCUAUUAUAUAAAUGUAUAAAAUAUAUAUACGCAUGUAUGUAUCUGAACAAAAACAACAAAUUAUGUUGUGACACGCCUGCUAUUCGAACAGUAGAUCAGUUGUAUAGGUUCUUAGUGAAGCGUGUUUGAUUAAUUAAACGUUUGCAUGUAUUGUCUUUAUAGAAAAUUGAAUCUUCCAUUAAAUAAUCAUAAUCAUUAUGUUAAAUAUUGAUAUAGUAUAUAUAUAUAUAUAUACAUAAAUAAAUAUGUAUAAGUGUAAUAACACUAAACUGAGCGUGUGCACAACGCACUAGUUACAAUUACACAAACAUUUUUUUCAAUAAUUGUGUAGCAGCAGGUUUGUACAACUAAUUUGCCUACUUAAAAACAUACAUACAUAUGUAUUUACAGUAAUAAACCAGCAUUCUACAUUCGCCUGCUGCGUUUAAUAAAGUCGCAAUAGUAACGAAAAAGUAAGCAAUAGUGAGCGAUUAUUAAUCGAAAUGUAUUUCAAAAUAUUUCUAAAGCAACGAAGUAAGAAACGCUCACUUGCUUGCUCUUUGCCACCGUGCAGUAACUUUAUGUAUAGUUUUUUACAUAGCGAAACAGUGAGAUUUACUUAGCACAGAGAUGUCAUUUGCCAAAAUAAUUACAAAAAGUGAAAAAUAUAAUUAAAUCAAAUAAAUAAAUAAUAUGUCUAUUUGUAAGUAAGUUUAACCAAAUUAAGCGAUUUUUAAGAGAAAAGUUAUGCAAAUGCAAUAAAUAAAAACAAAUAUUAAUUUUA
This is a messenger RNA of Bactrocera oleae (olive fruit fly), 2987 nucleotides long. The record is from RefSeq and is a predicted model, not a curated record. NCBI's taxonomy places the organism in Eukaryota, Metazoa, Arthropoda, Insecta, Diptera, Tephritidae.